Molecule: messenger RNA, 2865 nt
Organism: Gekko japonicus
Lineage: Eukaryota; Metazoa; Chordata; Lepidosauria; Squamata; Gekkonidae
Gene: AKNAD1
Product: AKNA domain containing 1
Exons: 16
Coding region: 1-2865 (954 amino acids)
Source: RefSeq, a predicted model, not a curated record
AUGCUUGACUACCCUGAGGACAAUACCGAUGAUGAACAAGAAGAACUGCCUUAUGAUGAUGAUCUGCAAAAUGUAUAUCCACAUAACUGUGAUUCGCAAAAUGUAAAAGAUUUCACUUCUAUAGAGAACACCUCUCAAAGUUUGUUCCCUUUGCCAUCUCUACAAAUUAGCAAUAAUUCAGAAGAACAAUCAAACGGUCACACACAACUGCAUCAAAGAACAAAGAUACAUCUACAAUCAUCUCCAAGGAAUAAUGGCACUGAAAUUGCUAUGGCAACAGAGAAGGAAUUACCAUCUGGGGAUUUUAACUGUUCAGGGACCAAUCCACAUUUCUCCAACUCAAACAUUUCAGAUGUCCUUUUACGUUACUUUCCCAAGGAAGAAUUAUCAAGUUCAUGCCAAUUAAUCGACUGUGAAACUAUUCCAGAGAUAUCACUUACUGAAAGUUUUGAUGAAACUAUCCUAAAUAAAAUUAAAAUGUCAGAAAAUACAAGGAUCUCUUCUCCCAAACAAAAAAGUCAUCUUGGAGAGAUACAUAGAGAAGAAAAAUGUGAAUCAAUUGAUAAAAGUUGGGAUUUGAUAGUAGGAAAGCAAUCUGUUGUAGAUGAGAGAAUGAAUUUCAGUUGUGUGAGAAAAGACUGCAAAGAAGACAAUCCACAAUUGGUAACUCAAAAGGAAGAUACAAUGAAUGAAGUGUUAAAGACAGAAGAAGAAUACCAAGAAAAAAAAUGUUUUCUGGAAAUGUCUGGUUCUUCUCAUAAAUUCAGAUAUGGUCAACGUCAGGUUAAUUAUCAGCUUCCCGAUUUCUCGAAGGUUGCUCCAAAGGUCAAAAUACCUAAAGGAAAUAAUAAAUGUACACCUGUGAUAAAGAGAACCAAAUCUUCUCCAAAUUUGCUUGAUAAAUCAAUAAUUGUUAAAGACAUUCUAGAAGAAAUGAAUUAUUUGGAUUGUGUUGCAAUGAAGAAGCAAGAAGUGGAAAUGAAAAUUCCUGAAUUUGACCAACAGCUAGAGUUGCUGACAAAGCAAGCUGAGGCUCAGAAUCGUAUUGAUCAUCAACGAUUUAAUGCUAAGAUGCUUCCUAGCCCAAAUUCUUGCAGUCCUAAACUUGGCAUUAAAGCAAGAAGUGGUGGAAUAACUUCUGAAAUGUCUACAGUUCCACCUGUUACAGUUCCUGUGAAGCCCAUGCUUGGUUUCUCUCAAACUUCUGUUUCAGAACUACCAUCUAGAAGAAUGGUCUUGCCAUUACCAUCAGCCGGUGCAUCAGCUGUGAGUCCUCCUCCUUUAUUGCAAAAAGCAACAGAAGGAGAAAUGUUCUCUCAGAUGUUAAAGGAACAGACGGAAGAGCUGAAAACAAAAGUAGAAACGUUUUCCAAAUAUAUGGCACAAGAUGUGCUUCCCCUUGAAGAACGCCAUCAGAUAUUAAAACUUUUAAAAGAGUAUCUCGACCAACUGGAAUGGAAUUAUUUAGACACGAAAGAGAAACAUUGUGCCUUACAUCUCCAGUAUUACAGGCACUCAUCAACAGACAUUGGAGAGUUUGAUCCUGACAGAAGAGUAGAGGGAGAAAUAUUUAAACUUGGAAUGCUGCUUGAAGAUAUCAAAGAGAAAAUUGAUAAGACGGGAAGUCCUAAUUACUCAACUUUUACAACCUCUCCCUCAUCCCCAAAAUGUGAAUCUGUGUGUUCCUCUUAUUUUAGUGGAACCGAGAGUCCAGUGAUUUCAAGCAUUAGUGAGUCUCCAUCCAAGACUGCUACUAGAGUGAAUAUUUUUAAGAAUGAAACAUAUGGAGAAAAUAGAAACCAUCCUGUGGAAGUGAUUCCCCAGAGAAAAUACCAGCAACCUACUCAGAGUGGUAGUUGUCAUCCUAUUCUUCAAGACCAGUUAGGACCACAAAAGAGAACGGUCUAUGAACAAAAAAUAGUGGAGCCUCUGGAAAAAUCAAGACUGCCAGCAAAAGAGCUAUCUACCCACAUCAUAUCUCCUGAUGGACAUGCAUUUUGUCCCACUAUUUUAACUCUUGUGCCCCACUAUUUUAACCUUUCUUCCCCCAUCAUAAAUUUAAGCUAUUGGGAAAUGAAAUCUCCACCUCCAGCCAAUUCCUACAGUGCAAGCAAUAAAGAAUCUACAGCUAAUCUAACAUUAUUGGAAAAACAAGGAAGCUUAACUUAUCCUUCAGAUCACAGAUUUCUUGAGGGGCUGGAAAAUUCUGCAAAGGAACAUAAUAUAAUUAUACACCCUAGACUAAAAAUACAGUUAUCAAAUAAACCAAAUAAACAAAUGCAUUCCUCGUCUUCCAGUAGAAAUAAUAAGACAGAGUGCAAACAAACUAACAGUGUGAAGGUAGACAAUGAAAGAUUUUCCAUCUUCUUAGAAGGAACAACAGUGGAUCUAGAUGUAUCAGCUUUACCACAAAGGGAUAGGAAAACCCAUUUUCACAGUGAAAGAAAAAUAAACAACUUUGAGAAGAGCAAUGAGUGUGCUAAUGCUUGUUCACAUAAGAAAAGCCUUGCCCUCCAAAGGUUUUAUUUCAACAAACAACCAGAAGAGUUUAUAUAUAAACUUUCUGACACACAAAACCUACAUAUUCCCAAAACUCACUACUCAAGGAUGCAUGAUACUAUUAUCCUUUCACCUCAAUACCUUGACAGUAGAAAUACCCAUGGAAGGUCAAUGAGUGAACUGAGAAACAAGCAUAUUGAAGACACAGAAUCAAAGAUCUUAAAUUCCACUUUGGAUGACGUUAUACAGACUGCAAACAACUUGAAGAAGACCACAGAACACAUGGUGCAUGUCAUUUCAGAAGAUUUAGCCAGAGCUAAAACUCAGACAUCUCCCAAUGUUACAGCUAACCAGUACUACAUCUGA